Caenorhabditis remanei is the source of this 657-nucleotide messenger RNA. RefSeq lists its product as uncharacterized. Gene Ontology annotation, biological process: regulation of transcription by RNA polymerase II; cell fate specification; positive regulation of DNA-templated transcription. NCBI's taxonomy places the organism in Eukaryota, Metazoa, Nematoda, Chromadorea, Rhabditida, Rhabditidae. Bases 1 to 657 code for a protein of 218 amino acids. The transcript has 4 exons. Gene Ontology annotation, molecular function: RNA polymerase II cis-regulatory region sequence-specific DNA binding; DNA-binding transcription factor activity, RNA polymerase II-specific. The record is from RefSeq and is a predicted model, not a curated record. Gene Ontology annotation, cellular component: nucleus.
AUGUCGAAUCAAGUUCAAGUUUCGCUCAAAGAAGAACAAGAUAGACUAUGGAAAUUGUUUCAUUCUCACAGAAAUGAAAUGAUUGUGACGAAGUUCGGAAGAAAAAUGUUUCCAAAAUUGGACUACGUGAUUCGAGGACUAAAUCAGAACAAGCUUUAUGCAAUGAUGCUUCAUAUCGAGCAGUCGGAUGAUUGCCGAUACAAAUUUAGUAGUGGAGAAUGGAUGAAAUCUGGAAAAGCUGAACAACACAAAGAACCAAAGAAGCUGUGGCAUCCAGAUGGUGUGAGAAGUGGAAAAGACUGGAUGGCCAAUCCAAUCUGUUUCGACAGUGUCAAGAUUACAAACAUCGUUGAUUCCUCGAAUGCUUCUAUGAUCUUCCUUCAUUCAAUGCAUAUAUACACGCCCGUGCUUUCUGUUUACGAGAGCCAAUCCGAGACUCCAAUGGGAAUCCCUCAACCAUCGACUCGUCUCGUCACUUCAGUACGACUGGACUACACAGAAUUCAUAGCUGUCACUGCAUACCAGAAUGAUGCUUUGAUCAAGCUUAAGAUUCAAUUCAAUCCAUUUGCCAAAGGGUUCAGAGAAGGAAAUCAAGGAGACCGGAAGAGAAGUUCUCCGUCUGCAGAUGACUCAACUACAGAUGAAAGUUCUUCUUAA